Messenger RNA from Chaetura pelagica (chimney swift), 1560 nucleotides. RefSeq names its product membrane-associated ring finger (C3HC4) 8, E3 ubiquitin protein ligase (gene MARCHF8). The transcript is spliced from 5 exons. Gene Ontology annotation, molecular function: MHC protein binding; zinc ion binding; ubiquitin protein ligase activity. The record is from RefSeq and is a predicted model, not a curated record. NCBI's taxonomy places the organism in Eukaryota, Metazoa, Chordata, Aves, Apodiformes, Apodidae. Gene Ontology annotation, biological process: immune response; protein polyubiquitination; antigen processing and presentation of peptide antigen via MHC class II. The annotation marks the transcript as partial. Gene Ontology annotation, cellular component: late endosome membrane; early endosome membrane; cytoplasm.
GCUGGAAGUCCAACCUCUAUCUCUGCCCCUCAUAGCUUCUCUCGGACAUCUGUUACACCAUCCAACCAGGACAUCUGCAGUUCCAGUGCAGUGUUUUCUGAGUGUUGUCAUCAAAGUCCAGUGCAGUCUGCUGUUGUCUUGAAAAAUCCUCACUGCCAGAACCCCCUGACACAAGGGGUCACUGUGACAGUAAUCUGUCAGGACACGUUACAUACAGCAAAGAGAGACUCCCAUGGGCAGGAUCGGGGCCAGGCACUCAGGUCUGCUAAGAACGUAAAGCCCACCCGCACUCUGAAAUUCUCCAAGUCCCUCAAUGACGUGGACCAGAAGGCGCAGAGCACCAGUGAGUGCUUUGACUAUGUGGAGCGAACGUGCUCAGAAGGCAAAUUGACCCCGACUCCAGGGCAGUGUUCAAGGAUUAACAAAUUUCAUCUGAAAGAAAGGAAGCCGCUGAAUCUCAGGCCUCUUUCUUUUAGCAAUUCUAAGCGCUCCUACAUCACUUCCCUUUCCAACUACUCAAGUGCAUCGGGAGGAGCAGAGAACAACAAUGCUGUACAUAUCCCCCUGUUGGAGGACAAAGUGGACCAUGACACCUCAAGGAGCAAAAAGCUGUUGCGUUACCUCUUUUCCUUCUCCCACACCUCCAGCACCAGCAGCCUGCAUAAGUUCCAUGAACUGGAGAGCUAUUCCAGUCACUUCCAACCUGAGAAAUCCUCCAGCGUGCUGGUGGAAAGCACAGACUUCUGCUCUGAUGACAUGGGAGAUGAUGACGUCUUUGAGGACAGCACCUCAGUGAAAUUAAAAACAAAAGAGCAGCGGGCACCACUCUGUUCAGUUGAGAAGGACAGUGACCUUGAUUGCCCUUCUCCCCUCUCAGAAAAAUUACCCCCUCUCUCCCCUGUGUCCACAUCGGGGGAUACCUGCAGGAUAUGUCACUGUGAAGGAGAUGAUGAGAGCCCUUUGAUUACCCCUUGUCACUGCACGGGAAGUCUUCAUUUUGUGCACCAAGCCUGCCUGCAGCAAUGGAUCAAGAGCUCAGAUACACGAUGCUGUGAACUGUGCAAGUAUGAGUUCAUCAUGGAGACAAAACUGAAGCCUUUGCGAAAGUGGGAGAAGCUGCAGAUGACUGCCAGUGAGAGGAGGAAAAUCAUGUGCUCUGUAACAUUCCAUAUCAUUGCCAUCACCUGUGUCGUGUGGUCUCUCUAUGUUCUGAUAGACAGGACUGCUGAAGAGAUUAAACAGGGACAGACUACUGGGAUUCUAGAGUGGCCAUUUUGGACUAAGCUGGUGGUUGUGGCUAUUGGUUUCACUGGAGGACUUCUGUUCAUGUAUGUACAGUGCAAAGUGUACGUACAGCUCUGGAAGAGACUUAAAGCUUAUAACCGAGUAAUAUAUGUACAGAACUGUCCAGAAACUAGCAAAAAGAAUAUUUUUGAAAAACCUGCACUAAUGGAGCCAAACUUCGAAAGUAAAGAAAUGCUUGGAGUUCAUCAUUCAGACACAAACUCUUCACAUUACACAGAGCCAGAAGACUGUGCUGCAGAAAUCCUUCACAUCUGA